AUUGAAGUUUUAUACUUGUUAGAUACCCCAAGCACAGGGAACUUGAAGCUCCAUAGAACAUAUCUGUUUCAGCCGAGCGACAGGACCGGCCUUCAUACACUCAUUGCUUUUUCGUCUAGUUUUGUUUUUCUUUUCUUUUUUCUGUCAGGCAUUUUCUUGUCUCAUUUAGUUUCAUCAAUAGUCCCUAACAAAGUAUAUAUGUUGAAUUGACCUCGAAGUUGAAACAAGUCUAUACUACAUAAUAUGAAUAAUUCUGGAUUGAACAACCAGAUGACGGCAAUGGCUCCACAGAAUCAAAACUUUGUGAAUCCCGUCAUGCAACAACAAAACGGAUCUCAACAACUUGGCCCACAACAAGCAUUUCCCCAAGGAUCUCCAAACAUGCAAUUUUCUGCACCUCAACAGAGGGCUAAUAAUAAUAAUAAUAAUAAUGGGUCAGGCUAUCCUGGGGGCCCGCAACAAUUAUCGCAUCAACAGAUGUUAAUUCAACAACAGUUACAACAACAAUUACAACAACAACAGUUACAACAACAACAACAACAACAACAAUUACAACACCAACAUAUGCAACAAGAUCAACACCAACAGAGGCCGAUGUCGAUGCAAAGACAGAACACGGGUCAACUGUUCAGUCCGAAUCCAGGAGCUAUGCAAGGGGGUAAAACGGCCCAAUAUAGUCCUAAUGUAAUGAUGACAGCCCCAAAUUCAGCUCCACUUCCAAACUCUAUACCAGUAUCGGGUGGUAAUUCUCUGAAUCAUACUCCUCAGAUGGCUAGUCAGUCCCAACCUCAACAGAUGUAUCCCAUGCAGAAUCAACUCCCGCAACAUCAACAACAAAUGAAUCAACAGUCACAACAAGCACGAGCACAACAAGCCCAGUUGCAACAAUCUCAGCAAUCGCAGGCCCAACAGGCCCAAGAAGCACAAUUACAGGCCCAAGCACACGCCCAAGCUCAACAAGUCCAACAAGCUCAACUGCAGGCACAAGCACAGGCGCAAGCACGGGCACAACAGGCUGCCCAAGCUCAGGCACAAGCUCAAGCUCAAGCACAGGCACAACAGGCUGCCCAAGCUCAGGCACAAGCUCAAGCUCAAGCACAGGCACAAGCUCAGGCACAAGCACAAGCACAAGCUCAGGCACAAGCUCAGGCACAAGCUCAGGCACAAGCUCAGGCACAAGCUCAGGCACAAGCCCAGGCACAAGCUCAGGCACAAGCGCAAGCGCAACAGGCGCAAGCGCAAGCACAAGCACAGGCCCAAGCACAGGCCCAAGCACAGGCCCAAGCCCAGGCACAAGCACAGGCACAAGCACAGGCACAAGCACAGGCACAAGCACAGGCACAAGCACAGGCACAAGCACAGGCACAAGCGCAAGCGCAACAGGCACAAGCCCAAGCCCAAGCACAAGCCCAGGCACAAGCACAGGCACAAGCACAGGCACAAGCGCAAGCGCAACAGGCACAAGCCCAAGCCCAAGCACAAGCCCAAGCCCAACAGGCCCAGGCUCAAGCUCAAGCAAGGGCACAAACCCAGGCCCACGCCCAAGCACAAGCACAAGCACAAGCCCAGGCUCAAGCACAAGUACAAGCUAGAUCUCAAAAUCAACCAUCGAAGCAAUUACAAAAUAUUCAAUCAACCACCAAUUCACAUACACCAACUCAGGCCGAACUUGAAAAUCAAGGACUCCAAGGACCCCAGCCACAUCAAGGACCCGUCCCUAAUGUAUCACUGCAAAACUCUAAUUCUAAUGCUAAUUCAGUGAAUGGAUCAACGGCUACGCCUGUAAUUCCACAACAACAACAACCAACACCACAAAGCCAACCAAGAGCAGGACCAGCACCUCAAGCACAGAUUCCAAGCUCGGUACCGAAUGUACCGGAUCAAUCCCCACGAGGUACGGAACGUGGACCAACUACAAGCAAUGGUCAAUUUAAUAAACCUGGGAGUCAACUGGAACCACAAAGUGAAUUAAAUGCUAAGAUUUUUAAGAAGAACUUGGGAAAUGCUGCUAUUGUUAGAAUUCUUGAUUUAGUUGAUCAAAUAUCAAAUGAAUCCUCACAAAAUAUUACCAGAAUUGAAUAUUGGCAAAGAUUAAUGCAAGCAUACUUUACCCCAUCUUCAAUCUUUAGAUAUAGUAGCGCAAUCCCAAGCACGAACAAACUAUAUGGCGGUCAUCUUCUGUUUGAAUUAAAUUCAUCUACUGCUUCGAGAUUCUUUUUGGCAAAUGUUUUAUCCAAUGAUGUCAGUAAGUUCACUAUUAGUCUUCCAGGAUUAAAAUGUCAAGUCAUUGAUAAUGGUUCAAUACUUAUUGCUUGUCGGAUGUCAUUGAAUAUAACUUACAGCGAUGAAUCACAAGCUACUAUUACUGGUAAUUGCAAAUUAUUGAUGAAUAGGGAAUUCCGCAUCGAAUGGGUAGAUUGCCAUAUUUCUGGCUAUAAAACGUCUAUUAAUUUCUCUGGUUUAGAUAAAUAUUGGAAUGAUUAUCGAGUUGCUCAAAGACCCAAUUCAAAAUUUGAUAUUUCUCAACAACAAGAGUUUUUUAAUAAACUCUAUGGGUCUUCUCCUGCAAUGACAUCAGCAGCAAAUUCUGGAUUAGAUGAAAAUGCUAUGCGGAUUUUAAAUGUGGGAGAUGUCAUGUCACAUCUCAAAUCUUUAAUGGCAUUUUCCAGCAGUGGGAAUGUCAACUCGCCAAUCAGAGCCAUGGAACUCUAUAUGAUUAACCAAUUCAAUCAACAAGGGCAACAACAAAAUCAAUCGCAACAGCAGCUGGCUGCUACCAUCCCUGGCGAUAAGUCUUUAGGGGGGACGGUUCAUCGUAAUGGAAAUGGUUUGAAUAAUUCACCAUCACCUUCAACAUUUGGUGAUACCAAGCCCAAUAUAAAGAAAAGAAAGGUCAGUAUGUCUGCCAAUGGAACAGCAGGUAGUCCGUUAGCUAUGGGUAGUGGUAUACCCAAUGGUAUUAAUAAAGGGGGUCCGAAACGGAAGUGAGAACGAUUUUAUCGAAGCUUCAUAAGUAUAUAUCUAUAUAGAUAAUGAUAAUAUCAUGCGUAUAAAGAUGUUGAAUAGUUUUCUUUCAGAU
Messenger RNA from [Candida] anglica, 3079 nucleotides. NCBI's taxonomy places the organism in Eukaryota, Fungi, Ascomycota, Pichiomycetes, Serinales, Debaryomycetaceae. The record is from the annotation of a GenBank genome assembly.